Molecule: messenger RNA, 1754 nt
Organism: Rhodotorula graminis WP1
Lineage: Eukaryota; Fungi; Basidiomycota; Microbotryomycetes; Sporidiobolales; Sporidiobolaceae
Exons: 10
Coding region: 1-1722 (573 amino acids)
Biological process (GO): transmembrane transport
Molecular function (GO): transmembrane transporter activity
Source: RefSeq, a predicted model, not a curated record
AUGUCGAGCUGGCUCAGGCGCCGGUCUCGCGCCGAGUCGCCCAGGCCAGACGCAGACGAUGAGCGAGCACCUCUGCUGGACCGCUCGGCCGAGGCACCGCUACCAAGAGCGACCCCUUUGCCCAUCAAGCAAGUCGCCGUCCUGUGCUUGAUGCGCUUCGGCGAACCCAUCGCCUUUUCCCUCAUCUUCCCGUUCGUCGCCCAAGCCGUCGUCGACACGGGCAUCACCAACGACCCGCGCAAGAUUGGCUACUACGCCGGCAUUAUCGAAUCGCUGUUCGCGUUCACCACGUUCUCGACCGUCCUCGCCUGGGGCCGUCUUAGCGACCGCAUCGGUCGCAAGCCCGUCCUCAUCAUCGGCCUCACGGGCGUCACGCUCUCGAUCGUCUCGUUCGGCUUGAGCAAGUCGUUCGCGGGCCUCGUCGUCUCGCGCUGCAUGGGCGGCGCGCUCAACGGCAACGUCGCCGUCAUCAAGUCGGUUCUCGGCGAGAUCACGGACGAGUCGAACCAGGGCCGCGCCUUCUCGUUCCUCCCGCUCGCCUGGUCCCUCGGCAGCGUCAUCGGCCCGCUCCUCGGCGGCUACCUGUCGCACCCGGCCGACAACUUCCCUGCGCUCUUCGGCGGGUCGGCCUUCCUGCGCGCCAACCCGUACGCGCUGCCGUGCUUCAUCGGCGCCCUCUUCCCCUUCCUCGGCGCCGUCGUCGGCUUCUUCUUCCUCGACGAGACCCUCUCGCCCUCGUCGACCGCUCCUGCACCGGCCAAAGCCGCCACAGCCACCGUCGUCCCCGUCUCGGCCGCCGAGCCCGACCUCGACCGCGCCCGCCGCAAAAGCACCUCGCGGCACGGCCGGUUCGUCGCCGCGACGUCGACGACGCUCCCUGCGCCGCACGAGCAGCAGCGCCGCCUCGAGGAGGCAGAUGACGGGACCGACAGCGGGUACUCGACGCCGGCGCGCGAGGCGAGCGCGGCGAGGGCGGCGGCAGGAGCGGGUGCGGGCGAGGGCGCCGAGGAGCUGGGCGCGGCGAGGAGGUCGAGGAGUGCGCCCGGGUUCAAGGAGCUGUUCACGAGGAGGGUGUGCGCGGCGCUCGUCACCUAUUCGAUGCUCGCCCUCGAGACGGUCGCACUCGAUGCCCUCCUCAUCCUCUUCUGCUACUCGCCCGUCUCGAUCGGUGGCCUCGGCUUCCACGAAGCCGACAUCGGCACCGCCCUCGCGCUCUCGGGCCUCUCGGCGGUCGGGUUCCAGGUCAUCGCGUUCCCGCCCUUGCAGCGUCGAGCGGGCACGGUCCCGCUGUACCGCGCCCUCAUGAGCCUGUGGCCCGUCGUCUUUACCCUGUUCCCUGUCAUGGGCUGGUGCGCGAGGCAGAGGGGGAGGAGCGCCGUGUGGGCCGUCAUGGUCGUCUUCCUCGGGCUCAAGAGCUUCGCCAACAUGGCAUAUGCGACCAACAUGAUCACGAUCACGGAUUCGGCGCCGUCGAAACGGCUUCUCGGCACGCUCAACGGCGUCGCCCAGAUGUGCAGCUCACUCAUGCGCUCGAUCGGGCCAGCGAGCGCAUCUGCCCUGUUCGCCCUCGGCGUCUCGCACGACCUCCUCGGCGGCCAGUUUGUCUUCCUCGUCAUGGUCUUGCUCAGCGUCGGUGGCGCGCUCAGCACGCUCGCGCUGCACGAGGGUGGGCGAGCGAGUGCGGGCGAGGACGAGGGCGAGGCGGACGGCUCUCGAGGGUAGACGGACACUGGAACGAGAAGCGGCUCGAGCGC